Ahaetulla prasina is the source of this 3743-nucleotide messenger RNA. It is a transcript of the gene PTCRA, whose product is annotated as pre T cell antigen receptor alpha. The record is from RefSeq and is a predicted model, not a curated record. Lineage: Eukaryota; Metazoa; Chordata; Lepidosauria; Squamata; Colubridae. The transcript has 3 exons. Bases 1124 to 1663 code for a protein of 179 amino acids.
GGCUGGGAAAAACCUCUCCUUAAAUACAGUUUAGCCGGAGGCUUCAACCAAUCAGCAACGUGCUUUUUUCCCGCCAAAACGUUUAAAGAUACAUUACAGUAUUGAUGCUUUUGAAUUUUGGUGUUGGAGAAGAUUCCUGAGAAUAAGUAGACAGCCAAGAAAACAAACCAAUAGAUCACUGAAUAAAUGAACCCCAAGGUCUCACUUGAGGCACAAAUGACCAGACUCAAAUUAUCCUACUUUGGAUAUAUCUAGCUCUCUAGAAAAGACUCUAAUGCUAGGAAAGGAGGAAAGAAAGAAGAGGAUGACUAGCAGCCAUGGACCCAAAUACAGUGAUGACAAAUGCACAGUAGUAAAACCAGGUUAGGGGCAAAUUGUCAUGGAGAAAAUCUAUCUGUGUGGUCACUAAGAAUAAAAAAUGAUUUGAUGGUACAUUAACAGUCACUAUAUAUACUGUCCAGGGACAGUUUGAGAUGGUUAAAAUCAAUCAAUAAAUAUGAUGUUUACAUGUUCCAGUGUUCAUAUCAUCUCUUCAUGCUUCAGAUAGUUACUUUUUAAUACUAGUGCAAAAUCUGUGGCAAUGGCAAUACAAAGAGAUAAGCCAUUUUGAAAAUAGUAAAAAGGAGAGUGACUUAAGCAAAAACCUUGAGGUUUUUGCCAAGCAGCUGUGCAGCUGUUACCAAUGGGAAAGGAAAACCGUGGUCAGAAAGAACUUCAGUUGAGUUUGUCAGUUACAAACACACAUUUUCAGAAGCAUCCUUGUUCCUUGAAAUGAUGCUGUGGACUUUCCAAGUGAACUUGGCCUGGAGGCCAUUUGGACAUCUCUUGAUCAUUGCAGUUCUCCAGCUUCUGAUAUGUGAGUAAAAUUUUCAGAACUUCUUUGGGAAAAAAGAAAGAAAAACAAUUGGAAAAACAUAGGUGAGUUGCAUAAAUAAGACAAUGGUGUUGGAAGACCUGUAAAAUUCUGUGAAUGAAGAAAAGUGACUGCACAAGGAGAGGGAAAGGAACUAUAUUUUUUAUGGAAAAAGAGAUAAAUCCCAGUCAACUUCCAAAAACAACAAUAAUCUUAAUAAUGCACUAUCAUUUCUGUAGGGGAAAAUAGUCUUCUAAACUAGUUUUGUGCAUGCAUCUUUAUAAUAAACCAUUUCUUUGGAUAAUAGGUCACCACUCCUUAGGUCUAUUUUCAACUCUGACACCACCACUCUAUCUGGAAAUAAAUGGUGAAAGAAAGACCCUGUUUGUAUGUUUGGUGAAUGAUGUCUCGGAGAACUCACUGGGAGUCAUUUGGUUUUCCAAUGGAAAUGGGAGCAUGUUAGACUCUUACACUUAUGGAAUUUUCAAGGAAGAAGAUGGCUCUUUCAGCGCAAUCGCACAAAUUUCCAUACCCAGCAAAGAAUUUGAAUCAUGGAAUAUUGUCAUUUGCUCAGUUGCACAAAAUCAAAACUCAAGAAUAUGGAACACUAUUUCUCUACAAAUCUCUGAAGAGCAACAUAUGGAUGAUCUAUGUCUGUAUGAAAGUCAAGGAGUGGAGGAACAGAUGUUGUCUACUGAAAUUCUGCAUAAUCGCACACAAGAAUUACAUCUUCUGGCCAUCAGAACUUUGCUGUUCAAGUUCCUAAUGUUUAAUGUACUGAUGACCUGCUGCAUCCUUUACAAAAGAUAAGCAAAACUGUAGUGCAUUGUUACUAUAAGCUCAAAUUAUUAAAAAAUGAAAAUAACUGCUAAGGCUAUUUUUAAAAUGCAUGAAAUGCUUCAAAGAAUCUGGAUCAGACUGCUUCAAACAGCAAUGAACUGAAAUUGAACACCUGUUUAUCAGAUAUGCUAUGAAUGUAGCACAAGGUAGAUUACAGCACCCUUGAAGUCACUUCCAAUCCUAUUGUUUUGUGAUGUCCAUUCAGAAUUCCACAAUCAUAAGAAAGUAUCCAGUUAUUAACUCCCAGGUUCCAGCAACUGGAUGAUGAAGGCAAUCUUUGUCAAAACUUUUAAUAAGGGAGAACUCUGCAUUUGAUGACCUCAAGACAUAUCGGACUGAUUCCAUGUUGCUGCUUAAUUAGAAUUAAUGCAAUGUAAGAAUUUAAAAUGUGCUUAUUAAACCAUGUAUGAUUCAUUAAAGCAUCAUCAACAUCUUUUUUUCAGGCUUCUGUGGAAGUUUGAAAAAAGAUGAACAUGCAUUAAGGCAGUGUUUCUCAAUCUCAGCAACUCUUAAGAUGUAUGGACUUCAACUGCCAGAAUUUCCCAGCCAGCAUCCCCCUUUCUCCAUUCUGUGGGUCCCUUAGUCACUUGGGGUAGAGAUGGAUGCUUUGUUCAUUGGUGCUUUUUUCUCUCUCAAUAAAAGCUUUGAUGUCCUUGCUUGAGGUGUUUUUCUUUUCAUGAGCCAUUUUGCAGGGAGCAUCCUAAGAAUUGGGGAAAUGGAGAAGGGAAUGAAAUCCUUUUUAGUUCUCCCAUUGGCAUCUUAUCUUCUGCCUUUUAUGCACCUGCAGGGGAAGGAAGGAAAACUGGUUGCUAGAAAGUAUUCUUAGAUUAGAGUACUACAAACAUGGAGAUUGUUGAAAAAAGAAACAUGGAAAAAUGACAAAACAGGUAGAGGCAACUGGAAUGAGAGGAGUAAAUUUUUGUGUGGAUCAGGACUUGGCAUACUGCUAGGUUUUUUUUCCUUCUCUCCAUUUUCCUCCCUUACCCUCACUAUUGUCUCUCCUGCCAACAGGGAAGGAGCUAAGUCUAAAUAUUAAGACCCCUUUCUAACAUUAGCUUAGUACAAUAGUGCAGUAGCUUAUGAAAUGCCAGGCAUUUCCUGGAGAAAGUACAUGACAGUUCCAUAUUCCCAACUGCUGACUUGUGACCCAGUUAAUAUGACUGCAUGCUGCCAGAUAUACUGGCAAAGAUAAGUAGGUCAACAACUAUUUGUUAUCAUUUGUAUCACAGUAAUAUGACAAAUGAAGAGUUAGAAAAAUGAAUUGAGGGCAGGCAUCUGCAGAUUAGGAAACCUAAAGUUUACACUUGUAGUAACCGUAGAAUAGUAACCUAUUUAAUUGUGGCAUAGGGAGAUUUCAGUUUUAGUGCUACAAGCUUAUGGAACAAUUGUUUGACUUUUAGUUUUCCUCAACAUCCAAAAUACUUUUACACAAUACAGUGGAUCCAAAAACAGCUAAUCACAUUUUAAUUUAGCAGACUAUGCAGAUACAGUCAAUAUGAUUAGAUUAAAAUUUAGUGUUUUAUACAAAGUCAGUAAAUUUGAUUAAUUAAAUCAAUUAUGGCUAGAUUAAUUAUGAGUAAGCAUCUUCCACAAAUAUAGCUACAUGCCUAUAAUGGGAGAGCCCCCUACAUCCUUCCAAAUGACCUCAGCUUUAACUUCCACCAACUCCAGCCAGCAUUGUCAGUUGUGGAGUCAGUGUGCAUUGCGAGGUACAAAAUCUGAACAGUAAUUCGGCCCUGUAAAUCCUUGGUCAGACAACUGAGUCAACUGUCAACAGUUUUCAAUACACAUACAAAGCAAGAGGAAGACAUAACCUAAUCAAGAGGAAGACUUAACCUAAUCAAGAGGAAGACAUAACCUAAUAUGGCAGUUGGGGAAAGAGAUAACCUAAUAUGGCAGUUGGGGAAACAGAUACUUAGGAUAACAAUACCUGCUACGUGACAAUUGUAUAGUCAUGCUUUACCUGUUUGCUACUCAAUAAAAGGUGUGCGCUCAGAGCAAUCUGGGCUCACCCCAUCCAGAGAGAACCAUGGUGUCUGAGUCUUUAUUG